Messenger RNA from Esox lucius (northern pike), 6779 nucleotides. RefSeq names its product bone morphogenetic protein/retinoic acid inducible neural-specific 2 (gene brinp2). The coding region runs from base 764 to 3100 and encodes 778 amino acids. Gene Ontology annotation, biological process: positive regulation of neuron differentiation; negative regulation of mitotic cell cycle. NCBI's taxonomy places the organism in Eukaryota, Metazoa, Chordata, Actinopteri, Esociformes, Esocidae. The transcript has 8 exons. The record is from RefSeq and is a predicted model, not a curated record.
CUCCGAGCAGCAGUACUCCUCAGUUCAGGGCUCAACCGACGUGCUGGUCUUGACAGUGAGUGAUGACUGUAACAGGGACAGCUGAGGCUUAGCUGUGUGGCUCCCAGAAAAAGGUGCAAAUUGGACGUCACUGCUCUGGUAGCAGGUGCAGGCUCUUUACUGCAUAAGGGACAGUUACCUAACAGGAAGAAAAUAGGGAUAUUUUGUGUGGAUUUUAUUCCUCCUUUUCUGAGUACUCAACGAUCUCUUAUCUUCAAGACCUGACAAUAUAUUUUCUUCAAGACCUGAAGGCAUGGGGGACACUGGCACAUUUGACUUCCAUCUCGUCAUUGCAUAUUACUAAAACCACUUUAACAUUUAUGCUUAGUUUUUAAUGAAGUAUUUCUUUGCUUCUGAAAAAAGAACCUGUCUCCAAGCUGAAUUUACACACUAGUUCUGUGCACUUGACGGUUUCAUUAGGGACCGCCUUUGGACUCCAACUUGCCACCACCAUUGACUGACUUGGCUACAAGGGAGAAGGGACUAUGGCUGGAUUAUCCUGUAAAACGCGUCUCUGUAACUUGCUCGUGGGUAACUGCAAGUGAAACAGACUGGAGGCUUCUGGCUGCAUUCCACCAGUUUGGCUGAAGACUGUAAACGUCCUGACAACCUUCACUUGCUGGUAGGACACGCGCACAACGAGAGAAACAGCACGACCACCCUUUACACUCUGGGUCAGCAGGGAUUAGUAGAAGAAUGCUGGUCCCAGGUGCCCAACAGGAAGAUGGCGAUGCGUUGGCUGAGUGCCGCAGCUGUUAGAUGGUUGCUGUUGAUGCUCCUAUGGCAGUGGACAGUGCUGGGUCACCUCGGCUGGGUUCUGGCCCUGGCUGAGGGGCAGCAGAGUAAGAACCCCUCGCUCACUGCUGCCAGCGCCGGACGCCAAAGUGGAGGCCAACUGGAUUGGCUCCUGUCCGAGAAGGGACCUUUCCACCGUUGUCCGGAAUACACAGAGUUCAAAGAACGCUUCCAGCAAGGCUUCUCCACACGCUAUAAGAUCUACAGGGAAUUCAGCCAUUGGAAAGUGAACAGCUUGGCUACUGAGAAGAGGGAUGUUUUUAAGGCUCCCUUGCCGCUGGCGCCUGAGUUUCUACGCAACCUGAGGCUGCUGGGUCGAAGGCCAAGUCUGCAACAAAUCCACGAGAACUUGAUCAAGAAAUAUGGGACUCACUUUUUGGUGUCUGCUACACUAGGAGGAGAAGAAUCAUUGACAAUAUUCCUGGAUAAGCAGAAGCUCAGUAAGAAAUCGGAGGGACAGGGAAACAGCUCAGUAGUGUCCUUGGAAAUAUUGCAUCAGUUGGCUGCCUCUUAUUUCACAGACCGCGAGAGCACCUUAAGAAGACUUCACCACCUACAAAUAGCCACGUCUGCCAUAAAGGUAACAGAAACCAGGACCGGGCCCCUUGGAUGCAGUAACUAUGACAGCCUUGAUUCUGUUAGCUCAGUCUUGGUACACAGUCCUGAAAAUAAAAUACAUCUCAAAGGUUUACAGGAUGUCCUUCCAGAAUUCCUGCGGAACCGUUUUGUGGAUGCUGCGCUCAGCUAUGUGGCAUGCAACUCCGAGGGGGAGCUUUUGUGUCGUAACAAUGACUGCUGGUGCCACUGCUCUGCCAAAUUCCCAGAUUGUAACUGCCCCUUUGCUGACAUCAAAGUCAUGGAGGAAAAUCUGCACAAAAGCAAGGAAUCCUGGAACAACUACAACACCGAAUUCAUGGAAUCAGAUGAAUUCAAGACCUUCAUGAAAAGACUACCAACAGACCACGUUUUGAACACAUCCAUGGUUUUAAAGUUCUGGGCAGUAGAUCCAGCUCUUCAGAAACGCUACAGCCAAUUGGAGAGCAACACCAAUCUAGUUCUUGGGAAAGCCCAGAAAAUAGUGAGGAAACUCUUCACUCUGAGCAAACGCUGUCCCAAACUACCACAAAUCAGUCUCCCAAGAGAAAGGACGCUGGGCUUUUGGCUAAACAGGGCCCAGUCCCUCCUCUACUGCAACGAGCAUGGAGUCCUGGGCACAUUUUCAGAGGAGGUGCAGAGCUGCACCUGCGCUACAGAGCACAGCAACUCCUGCCAAGGGACAGUGCCCUGUGUGAUUGGAGAGGGUUCAUCCUGCCUGUCCUGUGCCCCAGACAACAUCACCCGCUGUGGGUCGUGCCUCCCUGGCAACGUGCUACACCUGGGCUCUUGUCGGCCCAGCAUAGCGAACUCUCUGGACCACUACCUGAACAUCGACUUUGACAUGCCGGACGCAGAGGUCAAAUACCUGCUCCAGCGACUGGACAGUCGCAUGGAGGUCCACGCCAUCUACAUCAGCAAUGAUGUUCGCCUGGGCAGCUGGUUCAACCCGGCCUGGAGGAAACGCAUGCUCCUCACACUAAAGAGCAACAAAAACAAAUCCAACCUCAUUCAUAUGCUAAUGGGUAUCUCAUUCCAGAUUUGCUCCACUAAAAACAGUACCCUGGAGCCUGUGCCUGCUAUUUAUGUCAACCCAUUUGGGGGCAGCCACUCAGAGAGUUGGUUUAUGCCUGUCAACCAGCAGGACUUCCCAGACUGGGAAAGAACUAAAUUGGAUGCCUCUCUGCAGUGCUACAACUGGACGCUAACGCUGGGCACCAAGUGGAAGUCCUUCUUCGAGACGGUGCACAUUUACCUGCGCAGCCGCGUCCUGACCGACGACCCAGCCAUCAACGAGACCCUUUUCUACGAGCCCCUGGACCUGGACGAUCACGCGUCCAACCUGGGAUACAUGAAGAUCAACAGUCUCAAGGUGUUCGGCUACAGCAUGCACUUUGACCCAGAGGGUAUCAAAGACUUGAUCCUGCAGCUGGACUACCCAUACACCCAAGGCACCCAGGACGCGGCUUUUCACAUGCUGCUGGAGAUGAGAGACCGUAUCAACCGGCUCUCCCCGCCCAGCGUGCAGCCGUUGGACCUCUUUUCAUGUCUACUUCGCCACAGGCUCAAGCUCUCCACCAGUGAGGUGGUGCGCAUCCGAGACUCUCUUCAGAUUUUCAACGCCAAGCUGCCCGAUUCCUCCGAGGCGGAGCUAGGUCAGUUGUGCAGCUAGCUCAGUCUACAUUUCAGCCCUGAGAGCGCGGUAACGCACUGCCGGUUUCUCUUGGGUCAGCCGCCAACUUGGUCAGCUGGUUUAGAAAACAUGUACGUACAUUUCUGAGGUGGAACACUCCCAAACACCGGCGGACAAAGCAGGGUCUGUUGGAUGCGUUGAUGAUGUCAUGGUAACAGAUUUUCGCUUCAUGCCGAUCAUUUCUAUUAGGGGCUCCGAUGAGUUUUGAAAGAGGCUGCGCUGGUUUGUUCAUCCGUUGCCAGAAAGUUGUGGAAAGAAGAGGAUUCCCCUUUUUUUUUUGCUGACUGGACAAUUUCAUUUGAAAAGGGAAAUGCGUUUUGCCGAAUGGGUUAUUGAUUAUGCUUAGGGAAUUAAUUUGAUAAUAUUUUUUUUUUUCAUCUUUAUCAUUCCAUUUUAUCUGGUGUUACAAAUUCUGUGAGAUGUGUAUUUGUGCUUAACAUUUGGUUGAGAAGCCGAUGAGUGAUUCUUUUCUGUUCAGAAACAUUACUAUACCAAAAGAAAGUGAAUGUUGUGGCAAACUGAAUGGCAAAAAUGUCUUAAAUGUUGAGUGAUCAUUUUGAGCUGACUUCAAAAUGAAUUUAUCUGACAUGGUAACAAAAGGUAUGUGGAUACAGCUUUGUAAAUAUUGCUUCAUCUAAAUCAAGAUGUGGAAAGUGCACAUUGCUUUUUAGAUUACCAUGUGCAUAGACCCAAAACAUUUUUGUAACAAAACAAAAUCAUGCCUUAUAAUGGAGAGUCAGUGUUCAGAUAAAAAGCACAUUUACAGUAGUUGAGUUUCAUUUCCAGGCUAGAUCUUUUACAUAUAUUUUGCAAACACAACACCACAUUUUUAGAAUAGGCUAUAUUAAGUAUAUUAGCAUUCUAAGGAGUACACCACAUUGUGGAUCUUACCUAUAAAAUGCAAGUCACAGUUCUUGUUUGAAGUUAUUUAAGAAAUGUUGUUAUUUUCUUACACUCACUUUUAAUUUAAACUUCUAUUAAUUUAAUUCACGUUAGGUCUAUUCUUUGGAAGUUAAAUUAAUAUGAGCUGAAAUACUGGAGGUGAUUAAUUUCUGUUGGUAUUUUAUCUGGAUAUGUUUACUGACUUUGGUGGAUUAGACAUUUACAAUUCUGCUAUUUCCAUUUCAAAAAUUUAAAUUACUGUUUGGUCUUUCAAUGUACACAAAACCUAAACCUUGAUUGAAAAACUACAGUCUUGAAUCUAAUAUUGGAAUACCUGGUUUAUCAAUUGUACUAUACUAUCUGACAAUAGAGUCAACAAGGAACCUUUGGUCUCAACAAAGAAAACACUUUUAAUGUCCCUCUUCAAUGUACAACACUCUUGUGUUCCCAUGAAAUGGAUACAUACAUUUUAAAUUACCCUUGUAACAUCCAGAUGAGAUGAAUGCUCUCUAAUAUAUGAAGUGCAGCAUUUGCAAAAUAAAAACCAAUUUCCAAGGUUGUCACAGAGCACGGGAACCAAACACAUUGUCACAUCACAUCAAGCUCACCGCGCCUCAGUACAACCUGCGAAAAAAACUCAGACUUUUUUUUAUUAAGAUGGGAGUCCCAAACAUUGAGUUUGUAAAUAAAAGUUAUUUAUCUUGAUGUCAUCUAGAAAUCGGCACUUGCCCUUCAGCUAAUCGCCAGGACAGUGGAGGACAUCCAAUCAAUCAAGGAGGGUCUAUUAUGCUGUGCAAACUUUUCAAACAUUCCCACAAGAAAUGGAGGGAAAUGGGUCUGGCAAUCUUUUUUCCAAUGAUUUAUGAUGUUUUGAGAGUCCAAUAAUUGCAUCAGUGUUGUGGAAUUGGUCAAAUAAAAUGAGGUCUUGUGCUUGGGUUCUUUUUUUUCCCUGUACCUGUGUAGGUCAUGUAGUACAGUCAUCAAUUACAAUUUGGAUACAAUGUUUGGGGAAUCAGUGUUAGAAAAGAAAAUAUCAAGGAAUAGAUUAUUGAUAACACAGCAGUAAAAAAGUAAUAUGAUGAUUUUAAACAACAAUUGAAGGCACUAGUCUGGCAAUGUCAGUAAUAUGGAGCAUAUCACAUACUAGAAACAUGUUAACAUUCCAUAUCACUUCCACUUGUAUAUCAGUUGGAAAUCUAACUGUUGAUUUAAUUGGCUUGCCUAUAUAGUAAAAUUAUUUCAGAGAAUCUCAUUGCCAUUUUGUUUGUUCCUUUCCGUUUGUUUCCUGCCUCUGCCUGCCUACAGCUUUGUAGGACAGUAACUGACGGUCAGUGUGGUUGCCAGCACACAGCACCUAUCACACCACCCAGAAUUUCUUCAGUCAAACUUUAUAUUAUUUUAUGUCAAUCAGCGGUGAGCUUUUCUGCCAUUUCUUUUUUCCAAUUGCGCCACGCUUCUUGUGACAUUUGCUGCACUUCAUUGUUAGCUGAGGUCGUCCUUGAGCUUUUUAUGGCUCCCAUGUUCAAGGCUGGACAGGUCUUUGUGCUCCAUCCAUUUUCCAUUGGUGAGAGGAUGCCUGACAUGUAUAUCCCUGUGGAAAUAAAGGGCCUUCUGCAAUGCCAGCACUGUCACUUAACAGUGGCCUGUUUGUCUGGUGUGCAAAUCUUGGGAAUGCUGCCAACGUCCUUAGGCCUCAGAGAGCGAUGACCUCACUAUUAUGCUUUAUUACUCUGGUUAGGCUAUUUGAUAUGUAGGGGGAACAUCUUUCUUUCCACAGGGACACCGACCUUAGCUUUUCAACUGGUAAUACAAGAGAAAGAUGUACGAGAGAAAGGCUGCCUUCAUUUAAUGCUGUUUUUUAAGCUAUCAUCAAAUUCAAACAAGUAUACAUUUUAGAAAACUUUAGCAUGGAAUAAAGGGGUAGUAACAUGAUUAAACAAUUUGUUGGCAUUGUUAAAAUUCUAGCACUACCUAGUUCUAACAUGUGUCCAUUGUCUUGAUAUUGUCCACAUUCUGAUUGUGACAAUGUUUUUAGACAGGUGUAGAUGAUAAACAAAUGCAAUGGGCUCAGACCAGGAUCAAAUCAAAAGUGUAAACAGACAAGAUCAGGACAAGGCAUGCAUGUUCGUACAAAGUAUAAACAGGGCAACGGAUUUUACUGUAGUUAUAGCUUAUCCCAUAUUUGUUACCACAUACUACUUAAUAUUGUGCUGUAGACUACACUGCUUGUAGGGGUAGAAGCAUUCCAAUAGCCAUUAAUUAGCAACAAACUUUCUGUAAAUCAAAAAUGUUUUAAAUGUACUAUUAUGGACAAAAUUAUCCCUAGCAGUUUUACAGUCAAAAACGGUUAACGUCGUUGGAAAAAUUACCUGAUAUUUCCUAAAUGCCUUCAAUGUCUGUAUGUUUAUAGAAUGAAACGUGGUUUUUCCCCAAGAAGCUCCCAGUUUUCCAGAACCAAAGUGCCGAAUGUAAAUAUUCUUUGGGUUGGCUCCAUCCACUUUUCUCACACGCUACUUCACACAGCUUAAUCAAGAAUAUGAAACAUCAACCCAGUAUCCAGCUCACGGAACUCCACUCAAUGAUAUCACGUUUUCUGUGUUUGUAUCUGUACAUAUGAUGCGCUACAUACUGUACACCAACAUACUGAUAUGCCUACUGGUUGACUCUGUAACGUACCGUUGAAUUUUUGAUUCUUAUUGUUUGAUCAAAAAUAUGUUUCUCUCAAUGUUUUAAAAGGAUGUAAAUGUUCUUAUAUUAAAUAAUUAAAUAGUUUGCA